GUAAAAGAAAUGGCGGAGAAACGAGGCUUCUUUGUUAUUAUAAAAUUUGUGUUCUAUUUAUAAUACAUUUUGUCGAGAAGAGUUUCGGGUCGUUCACGAUAAAUCAAAUGUCUGUAGUGAUGCAGAUAUUGCUUCGUAGUCAGAUCGAACAAAUAACAUUUAGGAAUUAAAUAUGCAAAAUUACGCUUCACUGCAUGAUGCUGACCAGGAGGAAAGUGGUGUAUUGUUCCAUGUUGCUGAGCCAUCUAGAGCUAGAUGGAAUCACAUAGAGGAUUUAGAUUCGUUUUUCACAAGACUCUACAAAUACCAUCAAAGACAUGGAUUCAAGUGCAUGCUGGUAGCAGAAAUUCUGGAAUUAGUUCAGUUUGUAUUCAUUUGCGGAUUUACGACAUUCCUUAUCCAUUGCGUUGAUUAUCCUGUACUUUUUAAAGAAAAACCACCGCCAAGUGGAAAUUCAACAAAGAUUGCUAUAAGCGACAUAAUACUUUCGCCACAAGAAUGCAGUAAUGAUUUUGGUCUGACCACAUAUAUUGGAAUUAUUAUUGGGGUCGUAGUAUGGGCAUGGCGUUUAGUAUGCCGUGUUUAUCAUUUGGUGCAUUUCUGGGAUGUAAAGCAGUUCUACAAUUGUGCCUUGGAUAUAUCAGAUGAUGACUUGGAUAAUAUGACUUGGCAUGAAGUUCAAACUAGGAUAAGAGCUGUGCAAUUGGAACAGCAGAUGUGUAUCCAUAAAAAGGAGUUAACUGAACUAGAUAUUUACCAUAGAAUUUUAAGGCAGAAAAAUUAUUUGAUAGCUAUGACAAAUAAGAAAUUGAUACCGCCAAGGGUUAAUGUACCUAUAAUUGGCGAAGUUGUUUAUUGGAGUUUAGGAUUAAGAUACAACAUAAAUUUAUUGUUAUUCUGCGGUCCUUGGGCACCCUUUGAAAAUUCCUUUCAUCUUAAGGAGGAAUAUAGAAAGCCUGCUGCUAGACAUGAAUUGGCAAGAAAACUUUCACGUUAUAUCUACUGGUUUGCAAUAGUAAAUAUAAUAUUCUCGCCUUUAGUGUUGGCUUGGCAAAUCUUGUACGCGUUUUUCAGUUACGCUGACCUUAUGAGACGAGAACCUGGCAGCUUGGGAGUUAGAUCUUGGAGUUUGUAUGGUCGUAUGUACUUGAGACAUUUCAAUGAGUUAGAUCAUGAAUUGCAAGCUAGAUUAAGUAGAGCUAACCGACCUGCAACUAAAUACUUAUCAUCAUUCAGCUCACCACUAGCCACAAUAAUAGCACGACCUAUAGUAUUAAUGGCGGGAUCUAUUAUAGCUGUGUUAAUUGGACUUACUGUAUAUGAUGAAGAUGUAUUAUAUGUUGAACAUAUAAUUACAGGAAUUACAUUGUUGGGAGCUUUAGUUGCUGCUUUCAGGGCUCUAAUACCUGAUGAAACAGCUGCUUAUUGCCCAGAGGCUUUGCUAUCUAAUGUUUUAGCGCACACACAUUAUUUGCCAAGUAAUUGGAAGGGUCAAGCUCAUACUUCCGGAGUAAGAAGGCAAUUUCAGCAACUGUUUCAAUAUAGGAUUGCGGGUGUCUUAGAAGAAUUGGUUUCCCCGCUAAUGACCCCUUACAUUUUGUGGAAACACAUUUACCCAAAGUCAUUGGAUAUAGUAGAUUUCUUCAGAAACUUUACAGUAUCUGUGGUGGGAGUUGGAGAUGUAUGCAGCUUUGCUCAGAUGGACGUUAAGAAGCACGGAAAUCCAGAAUGGCAUGAAGUUGAUAAUACCAAGAUACCAGAUCAAUAUACCCAAGCUGAAGAUGGAAAAACUGAAUUAUCUCUUAUACAUUUCACUCUUACAAAUCCAAGCUGGCGCCCACCACCUGAAGACCAACAGUUUGUGGAAGAGGUUCAAACAUCAAAAAGCAUGAAUCAACCGCAAUCAAGUGUGAAUUAUUUAGGAGAUUUAUUUGAUAGUUCAAUUAGAACUGGUGCUGCGAGGGCUGAAGGGCCGCUUACUUCAGGUCCGAGCGAUAUGAGCUUGAGCACAAUCUAUUUGCAUGACCUACAUCACAGACAAGUAGGCUUCAGACAGCAGCAGCCUCAUGCAAUUGAAACCACGCCAUUAUUGUCAACUCUCAGUCAGUAAUCUAGUCUUAAGUCACAAAAUUGUAUAUUUAUCUAA
Molecule: messenger RNA, 2146 nt
Organism: Nicrophorus vespilloides
Lineage: Eukaryota; Metazoa; Arthropoda; Insecta; Coleoptera; Silphidae
Gene: Atg9
Product: autophagy-related protein 9A
Exons: 2
Coding region: 173-2110 (645 amino acids)
Biological process (GO): protein localization to phagophore assembly site; autophagy of mitochondrion
Cellular component (GO): phagophore assembly site; autophagosome
Source: RefSeq, a predicted model, not a curated record